UGUCUACGUUGAGGGGAAAGUAUUUGUAGGAGUUAUCCGUCGUUCUGGGAACAGUCUCUAAGGGAAAUACGUGUUAUUGUAAUUUACGCCUCAAACUUUCAUUAGUCGGAUCGUUUUGUGAUAUUUGUGUAACCAUAAUUCGUUUCCAAAUGACGCGGUAUGUAAGUAGUUGUUUCAUUACUCUGCUCGUUCUGUUCCUUUGGCGGGUCGAAGACAUCGCUGAGGCUUGCAGAUGCUCCCCUCCGCAUCCUCAACAGGCUUUUUGCGAUGCAGAUAUCGUGAUCAGGGCGAAGGUGGUUGGCAAGAAAGCUUUGUCUAACGAGAUCAAGUAUGACAUCCAACAGAUCAAGAUGUUCAAAGGUCCUGACCGGGUUAUCCACGCCGUCUUCACUUCAUCCUCCCCAGCCUCGUGUGGUGUGACCCUGGAAAUCAACAAGGCUUAUCUCUUCACGGGCAGCAUGAAUACUGAUGGCAGGAUGCAUUUAGUCAUGUGUGACUUUAUUCAGUACUGGGAGGACUUGAAUGGCACACAAAAGAAGAGCUUGACUCAACGCUACCAAAGCGGCUGUGAUUGCACGAUCAUCCGCUGCUCUUCCCUCCCCUGUCCCGUCAGCGCCCCAGAUGAGUGCCUUUGGACAGACUGGUUGUUGGCCGAUGGCCAAAGCGGACCCCAGGCCAAGUACUCUGCCUGUCUCAAGAGGAGUGAUGGGUCCUGUUCCUGGUACAGUGGGAUGGCUCCAUCCAAGAAGUAGUUCCUGGAUAUUGACGACCCCUAAACUCUACAGGCCUUCCACUCACUGCUCAGGGGCUAAAUAUGCCUGCAAUUUAAAAGCUGGUCACUUCUUGUGCAAUAAAAAUAAACUUCUCCUCA
Salvelinus namaycush (lake trout) is the source of this 871-nucleotide messenger RNA. Its product is annotated as metalloproteinase inhibitor 2-like. The record is from RefSeq and is a predicted model, not a curated record. The transcript is spliced from 5 exons. Gene Ontology annotation, biological process: negative regulation of membrane protein ectodomain proteolysis; negative regulation of endopeptidase activity. NCBI's taxonomy places the organism in Eukaryota, Metazoa, Chordata, Actinopteri, Salmoniformes, Salmonidae. Gene Ontology annotation, cellular component: extracellular matrix. The coding region runs from base 150 to 752 and encodes 200 amino acids. Gene Ontology annotation, molecular function: protease binding; metalloendopeptidase inhibitor activity.